Cadophora gregata is the source of this 4934-nucleotide messenger RNA. RefSeq lists its product as uncharacterized. The transcript has 3 exons. The record is from RefSeq and is a predicted model, not a curated record. The coding region runs from base 606 to 4103 and encodes 1165 amino acids. Lineage: Eukaryota; Fungi; Ascomycota; Leotiomycetes; Helotiales; Ploettnerulaceae.
CCGACACCACCAGGCACUCACUACCUACCUUAACCACUGGCGCUCUCGUAAUUUGCCCCAAAAUCCAAUUCCGAUGUUCCUUUGUGUUUGUGCCUCCUCAUCAUCGUAUUGUCCCUCCGUCCAUCCAUCCAUCCAUCCUCAACAGUCACAUAGCAUCACACUCGUUUAUCGUCCGCACAAUAAUAGAAUCAUCCACCUAUUCACACAUUUAUCUGGGUUCCCAGCAUCCUCCCUGGUCAGCUGUGCGCCUAUCUAUCUAAUCGCCCACCUAUCCACUCUUCCACUCAAGCCACUCCACUUCCAACUUUCAAGCCACCACCACACCACCCUCACUGUGAAACAAACGCGGCUCCCGUUCCACAUCCUCACUCCAUCCCCAAGAGCCUCUAAAUCUUUCGGGAAUUGCUUCGGAAAUUCUCAUUUGACUUCGACUCCGGUAUCUCGACAUACUCUCACUCCAUCUACAGCAUCCGUCUCUGCCAGCCAGAGAUCCUCUCGUUUGUUCCAAUCUGUUCUGAUGUUCUGAGCUUCUCGACCACUAUCUUCUAGCUCCGUCAUGUGUACCUAGGUAGCUACAGCCUUCCCCAGCAGCCAAAAUAGCUGCCAUGAGCGGCCCAACUUUGACCAUGUCGACGGCCUUCUCCAACGAUGCCUUUCACCGUUCGCAUUCGUCACCAACCCUCCCAGACCUGGUCAAUUUCGACUUCCCAAUCGCCACGACGCAGCCAAAUGACGAGCUCCCCAGGUCGGCGAGUUUCCACAGCCUCCCAACCCUCGAUGCUCAGUAUAAGUCAGAGAAGGAUAGAAUAGUAGCCGCAGAGGUCCCAGCAGAAUCUACAGUCUCGCAGACACUGAAUAUGCGAGAUGGCAAGCCAGGAGGGAACAAGCUGAUAAAGGAAGAGCGCCCCAAACUGGAACGGGUAGGCAGGACGAAGUCUCUGGUUGCGCGGCCCAAAUCCUGGAUUCAAAAGUAUAAAGGGAGUUCACCAGAGCGGAAGAACUCCUCCGAAUCAGCUGCUACAACACCAAGCGAUGCUCCGCCAGUCCCUGCAAUUUCCAAAUCGAUCCGGGACAAGGACAACAAAACGAAGACUGUGUCAGAGUCGUUUGCAACCUUUGCCCGGAAGUCGUGGAUCUCUAGUUCGAGAUCGCCAUCUCCAAGCAACCGGAAGCCUCCUCGAGAUGUUGAGAAUGGUGGGAAAUCUGCUGCGGAAUCCAAGAUGUCAGGCAGUCCAUUGACGUCCAGCCGGGCUGUGAAUCCUCCUCCGAAAUUCGAAAAAGCUCCUCGUACUGUCUCGACUGACAGUCCACCGAAACCUCGACCUACCACAUACCAGAAGAUCAAGCAGAGGCCUGCCAGUGUCCUAAUGACUUUUACAAAUUUCAAUUCUACAAACUCGUCGACGAGUAGCUUACCCAGGAGCUCUUUGGAUAAUAGGUCGACUCCCAGAACUUCGACAGACAGAGUUCCGGCUCUUCCGAAGAAUUUUUCGACCGACAAGUUUCAUAUAAAUGGCGAGCCGACCCGUCGACGGGAUGAACUUUGGUCCUCCUUCCGUUCUCUGGAGAACGACUUUUCGAAAUUUCAAUCCAAGAGCUGGUCCUUGAAAACGAAUGUUGUUCGAUCAUCACUUCUACCUUUCCUCAAAAACCACGUAUCACACCCUUCAAACAAGAAUCUACGGCCCGAAGAUCUGGAUCGCCGUGUAACAAUCCUGAAUAAAUGGUGGGUGGGACUUUUGGAGGUUCUGGAUGGGAGACAGAAUCAGACUGUUAGUGGGGUUGAUCGUCCAAUAUUGCUAGAUGCUUGCUACAUGAUUAUGACCAGACCGGAGUGGCGGCUAUCCCCACCUCAUUUUGCUCCUCUAGCAGAGAGGUCUGCAAAUCAAUCACCUGAACGACGACCGCUUCCAAGAAAGAGAUCCUCAUCCGCAUCUUUGAACUCUUCAGCCUCUCAUUUUUUGACUGAAUCCGUCUACCACAAUACGCGCAACCUGUUUAUCCAAAAUCUCCUCUCCCAGAUGGCGUUUGUCGUUGAUAAGAUGUCGUUGAGACAUGCACCUGCAAGUCUGGUCACUUUCUGUGGAAAGGCCGCGGCGUAUGCUUUCAUUUUCGUUCCAGGCGUUGCGGAGAUUCUGGUCAGGAUAUGGAAACUUCAACCUGAUGAUCUGAAGCGUGUCUCAGAUAUACUGGGAAUGCCUAGGCGAGUCAACAAAAUGGAGCUGGGUGAUGCGAAUUGUGCUUUUCCGAAUCACGUUCAGUGCUUGGGGUGGACCUCAGUGAAGACCAUGGCGAAUCUCCUGAGACAGAAUCCGAUCUUGCCAGUUCUGGUUGGAAAAAUACCGUGGUAUGGACCUUGGGCUGCGAGAUGGUGUGGGCGAGAUAGCGAUCUGUUCUAUGUUUUUGUCAAGCAUUAUCAUGUGUUGGUGGAGGGAUUCUUGCCAGAAGGUCUCUCGCUUGCUGAGAAAGCUCGUGCUCCAGGGUUCAUGCUCGUUCAAGCCCAAGUCGUGAUAACACUAGAUGCCACCAUUCAUCGACAGCCAGCUGCAGAUCCUCUUCCGAUCACUUUCGAUGAUGUACUCGCAGGCGCCGAUGCGAAUGCUGCCGCUCUCCCUUUACCAUCCAACAACUCAGCAAGAUUGAUGGCUGAAAAUCGUCUGGUCAUGCUACUCCGAGACUUCAUUUCUGAACGGUCCUCAGAAUACGAUGCUGCCCGAAAAACUUUUGCCGAGGCAUUUGGAAAAAUGAUGCAAGCUUCAGCAAAGAGGACGUCAUUAUUCGACCACAAUGCUUGCUUUGUAUUACUCGACUUCCUGGAAGAAGCCCUGAUUAUCUACAUCCGAUUUCACUAUACUCACAGCCUGGAUUGCGAUUACAUUGAUUGGCCUUUCUGGUUAGGUGUUUGCAAAAAGAUGUUGGAGAGCGAGAAUACCAUGUCUGAAAUUCGACUCUUUUCCUUUCUUUAUGGGUCUUGGCAUCUGAUCACUCUUGAUGAGAGACGGAAAGAAAUCAUGUGUCUGGAUUGGUUGUUGACUGAGGAAACCUUUGAUAGAUUCUUCAAUCACUGGUGUCCUAUGGUUAGAGCAUAUUAUAUGCGUCUGAUCUGUUGGCGGCUCUGUCGGGAUGAUGGAGACGCCAGUGAUCUUGAUACGAAAAUCUUCUCAACAGUCUCAGUACGCAUCAAGUCUAACUGGGCUCACUACAUAUUCCUGAAACAAUCUGCGGAAAAGGCUCGUGUCCUUCCUCCUUCCACCGCACCCUGUCAUCCAGCUCCUGGUAGACGCCUACUUAUCAUCCGAAACGACACUCAAAUUCCACCAGUCAGCAUGUUUCUCGGCUUCGACGGCAUCGUCAAUUCUUCGUCACAAGGAUUAUCAGGUCUGCUCCCGAAAUCGUCAAAACGACAAUCACUCCCACCUCCUACACUCACCAAACCGGAAACAGCAGAAAACAACUCAAAGCUGAGUGCCGACUCGCCCAGCGCACCCAACAAGAAACGCUGGACAUUCAUGGGCAAAAUGCUCCCAACAACCUUCACAUCUACACCCGAUCCCUCUCCAGCCGCCGAGUCUCGAACAGGCAGUCCAACAAAAACCCUCGAAGAAGCCCGUCUCCAAACAGCCAUGGCCCGCUCCAGACCACCCCUCCACACCAAAUCCUCCAGCACAGACAGCGAGACCCCACCCGCCACAUCCGCCCACCGAGUCUUCUCCUUCAAAUUCUCCCUCGAAUGGACACAACACUUCGAAAGACCAACUCCCGCCGCCCCAUCAUCCUCCCUCUCAAGCUCAAACGGCUCCACCCGGCUGAACACCAACGAACGCCGCAUCAUACCUCCUCGCCUCCCUGCCCCGGCUCAAGCAUGGAUCGGCGCCAGAGUUCCAGGCAUGAGCCAGGAGAUUGCGCCGAGGGAUCCGAGGCUUGAUGGUGGUGCCGUGAGGGAGAAGAGGGCGAAGUAUGCGGGACGGGCGCUGGCGGAGUGGGGUCUUGUGGUGGGGGAGUGUAAUAGUUUUGUAGAUAGGAGGAGGAGUGAGGGCGUGCCGGGGUUGAAGUGGGUUGAGGUUCCUACGUUGGGGGUUGAGGGGUUUAGGAGGUUUGGGUGAGGUGGGAUGAGGUGAGAUGGAGGGUUUACGUUGACGUAGAAAGAAGUGCCAUCUUGUGUCAAAUUCUGAUCUCUUUUUGUUGUUAGGUGUGGUGCGGGGAUACCGUUCGCGGCCUGGAAUAUAGGUGCUGGGCAUGCUGGUCUGGUCCUCCUGCGGUGUUUUGAUAUCUUUCUUUCCUUUCCUACUUUCUUUCUUGGAGAAUGAGAGUGUUAUUGCAUAGCAUUGGUGUUUUGGAUGGAUGGACCAUUGAUGGAUGGAUGGAUGGAUGGCUGAUUUUGAUAAUUUGUCUUGUCUUGGGUUCUUUUUUUGGGGGGGGGUUUCUGCCUCGGUUUUCAAUUUCUAGUGUAUUUCGACCUGACUUGGGUUGGCUCCGUUCUGGGAUUUUCGAGAUUCCCCGACUGGUGCGGUUAAUGGGAUUGGCAUUGAAAUGGAAUGGAAUUGAAUGGAAUUGCUGGGUGGUAAGCAAAUAUACAUACAUCGAUUGAGUCGGGGUUGAGUUUGAGGUUUUAGUCUGAAUUUGAGUUUGGGCUGGGGGGUUUGUUGGAUAGUUGGUAUAUACAUUCUGGAGUGAUUGAUGCUGACUGCGUCGAUUUCCAUUGAGAAGUGGGAGGGAGAUUGGCGAGGUUGGUGAGGUUGGUGGGGAGAGGGAGUUCUGAAAGGAUAGAAGCCGACACCGAAUACCGAGAAGGAAGGAAGGAAGGAAACAUGAGGAUGAGGAGAUAUAGCUAUACAUAUAUAUAUAUAUAUAUAUAUAUAUAUAUAUGUAGGUGUAGAUAUAUAUGUAGAUGUAGAUGUAAAUGUAUAUCCAUAUUUGAAUAUGGAGAGAGAGAG